AUGCUGCCCGGUGAGAUCGAGAUGCGCAAAGAGCGUUUGCCAAGGAGCGAGGCUCAGAGAACUCAAUACUUUGGUAUAAACAUAAGGGAACGCAGCGCAUUUUCCGCACGUUUAUUAUUCCUUCGCGGCGCGCUCAGCAAUGAGGAGAUGCAAAGCAUAGGCAUGGAAGGCGUCAGCGAAUCCUUUUCUGUUUUUGCUUUUUGCGGUCGUGAAUAUCUUCUCACCGGACUCGCACGACCACCUGAGAAAGACGGAAAUAUUCAGCGCAGUACUAUCAUUUUUCAUUUAAAUGUCUUCGCGUUAAGGGCGGAAAAUAGCUUAGGCCUUGCGGAUAGCAUGCUACGGCGGACUGUUAGCUGCACUGUUUCUGGGCUUCCUGAGAUGAAUGAUGGGUUUGGAUAUGAUGCAGUCCUGGACAACUCCCAAACCGUGCCGUCAACCCCGCACUUCCCAGACAAUGCCUACCUCGCCUAA
Molecule: messenger RNA, 474 nt
Organism: Lindgomyces ingoldianus
Lineage: Eukaryota; Fungi; Ascomycota; Dothideomycetes; Pleosporales; Lindgomycetaceae
Exons: 9
Coding region: 1-474 (157 amino acids)
Source: RefSeq, a predicted model, not a curated record